Messenger RNA from Nycticebus coucang (slow loris), 3339 nucleotides. It is a transcript of the gene SLC28A2, whose product is annotated as solute carrier family 28 member 2. The coding region runs from base 366 to 2339 and encodes 657 amino acids. Gene Ontology annotation, molecular function: nucleoside:sodium symporter activity; purine nucleoside transmembrane transporter activity. Gene Ontology annotation, biological process: retina homeostasis; nucleoside transmembrane transport. Lineage: Eukaryota; Metazoa; Chordata; Mammalia; Primates; Lorisidae. Gene Ontology annotation, cellular component: membrane. The transcript is spliced from 20 exons. The record is from RefSeq and is a predicted model, not a curated record.
AAAGAACUAACGCCCGACAGAACCAGCAAGCGAGCAUAAGGAAUGCUUUACUCUUUCCAGACAAGAAGGCAGGGAUUUGGGAGGAAGUGAACUCUGAGAUGACCUCUGUGAAGAUAACAGACUGACACUCACGACCCUUGUCUGUCUGGGCCUAUCUUCAACAUUAAAGGCUGCAUCCCCACACUGAGCAAGAGUGAGACACCUGUGGCUCAGAAAAGAAAGAGAGAAGAGAGAGGCUGAGAGAAGACAGAGAGAUGUGAUUGCUGGCAUCAUUUCACCUGAACAGAACACCAGGCUCUGUGCCUAUCCUUAUGCCUGGAUCUAGCACCAGAACUGGAAAUUAUUUAAGCUGAGGAGAACAGGAGAUGGAGAAAACUAGUGGAAGAAAGUUCAUUGCUGCGUCCACAGUGGAGACUGGCAUAGAGAAUCCAGGGCUGGAGCUCAUGGAAGAGGCAGUAAACCCUGAGGGGAGCAGAACUGAAACUCAAGGACACAGCCUUGGGCAUGGGCUGGGCCUGCCCUCUCACCAGAGGAGCAAUCUACAGCCUUUCGUCAAGGCAAGAAGUUUCUACAAAACACAUGCCAGCUUGUUCAAGAAGAUCCUUUUGGGCCUGCUGUGUUUGGCCUAUGCUGCCUAUUUCCUCGCAGCUUGCAUCUUGGAUUUCCAGAGGGCACUGGCCUUGUUUGUCUUCACCUGUUUGGUGAUCUUUGUCCUGGUUCACCACUUUCUGAAAAAGCUCUUUGGUAAAAAAUUAACAAGAUGUCUAAAGCCCUUUGAAAACUCCUGCCUGAGGCUCUGGAUUAAAUGGGUGUUUGCAGGAAUCUCCUUGGUUGGCCUUAUACUGUGGUUGGCUCUAGACACAGCCCAAAGGCCGGAGCAACUGAUCUCCUUUGCAGGAAUCUGCAUGUUCAUCCUCAUUCUCUUUGCCUGCUCCAAACACCACAGUGCAGUGUGCUGGAGAACAGUAUUUUGGGGCUUGGGUCUUCAGUUUGUCUUUGGGAUCUUGGUCAUCAGAACUGAUCCUGGAUUUAAUGCAUUUCAAUGGCUGGGAAAGCAGAUCCAGAUUUUCCUGAACUACACUGUGGCUGGCUCCAGUUUUGUCUUUGGGGAUAUGCUGGCCAAGGAUGUCUUUGCUUUCCAGGCCUUGCCAAUCAUCCUUUUCUUUGGAUGCGUGAUGUCUAUUCUCUAUUACCUGGGUCUUGUGCAGUGGGUAGUUCAGAAGGUUGCCUGGUUUUUACAAAUCACCAUGGGCACUACUGCCACAGAGACCCUAGCUGUGGCAGGAAACAUCUUUGUGGGUAUGACAGAGGCACCUCUGCUCAUCCGUCCCUACCUUGCAGACAUGACCUACUCUGAAAUUCAUGCGGUGAUGACUGGAGGGUUUGCCACCAUUUCAGGCACUGUGUUGGGAGCCUUCAUAUCCUUUGGGAUUGAUGCGUCAUCCUUGAUUUCUGCCUCUGUGAUGGCUGCCCCUUGUGCUCUUGCCUUAUCAAAGCUUGUGUAUCCAGAAGUGGAAGAAUCCAAGUUCAAGAGUGAGGAGGGGGUAGAACUGCCUCCUGGGAAGGAGAAGAAUGUCCUGGAAGCAGCCAGCAAUGGAGCUACAGAUGCCAUAGGUCUGGCUGCUAAUGUAGCAGCCAAUCUGAUAGCCUUUUUGGCGGUAUUGGCCUUCAUCAAUGCAGCUCUCUCCUGGCUGGGGGAAUUGGUGGACAUACAGGGACUCACUUUCCAGGUCAUCUGCUCCUAUGUUCUAAGGCCCUUGGUUUUCAUGAUGGGAGUAGAGUGGACAGACUGUCCAAUGGUGGCUGAGAUGGUGGGAAUCAAGUUCUUCACAAACGAGUUUGUGGCCUAUCAGCAACUGUCUCAAUAUAAGAACAAACGCCUUUCUGGAGUGGAAGAGUGGAUUGAGGGCAAGAAACAGUGGAUUUCUGUAAGAGCUGAAAUCAUUACAACAUUUUCCCUGUGUGGAUUUGCCAAUCUUAGUUCCAUAGGAAUCACACUAGGAGGCCUGACAUCAAUGGUACCUCACCGGAAAAGUGACUUUUCCAAGGUUGUGGUCAGUGCUCUCUUCACAGGGGCCUGUGUAUCCCUUAUCAGUGCCUGUGUGGCAGGAAUCCUCUAUGUCCCCAGGGGAGUUGAAGCUGACUGUCUCUCCUUCUUAAACACAAGUUUCAGCAAUAGAACCUAUGAGACCUAUGUGUGCUGCAAAGAGCUCUUUCAGAGUACUUCUCUGAAUGGCACCAACCCUCCUUCUUUUUCUGGUCCCUGGGAAGACAAGGAGUUCAGUACCAUAGCCCUUGCUAACUGCUGUGGAUUCUACACCAACACCAUCUGUGCCUAAGGCUGCUAAGUCCAUUUCCAUAACAGUUUUGAUUUUAACAGCUUUUUGAUGGCAAAGGUGUUUACAUACUCAGGGUUCCACUCUAUAAAUAACUCCCCAAAACCUUUUUUUAAAAUUUCAGAUUAAUAUGAGGGUAUAAAUGAUUAGGUUGCAAUGUUUACAUUUGUUAGGUAAUGUCCAUAUUGCACACCCAGGAGGUGUGCCAUAUACCCUUACACUCACCAAGAUCUUUAACAGUAAAUGUCAAAGAUUCAUUUUGGUUCAUUAUAUCCCAAUAAUGAAAAUUAACAUUUGUCUGCCAGUUGGUAAUGCCUGUAAUCCUAGCACUCUGGGAGGCCAAGGCAGGAAGAUCCCGUGAGCUCAGGAGUUCAAGACCAGCCUAAGGAAGAGCAAGAGUCAGUCCCUACUGAAAAUAGUAUAAAUAGCUGGGCCUUGUGGCAGGUGCCUAUAGUCUCAGUUAUUCAGAAGGCUGAAGCAGGAGAAUCACCUGGACCCAGGAGUUUGAGUUGCUGUGAGCUAGGCAAACGUCAUGGCACUCUAGCCUGAGCAACAGAGUGAGACUCUGUCUCUAAAUGAGAAAAAAAAAGAAAAAGAAAAUUAGCAUUUGUCUUUCCAUUACUUGGCUGAACCAAAUAGGAAAUUCCUCACGGGCCCUGCUUGAGCUUUUAUUUGAAAAAAUAAAUAUUACCAUAUCAGUAAGAUCUAGAAUUCUUGCUUCUAGUUGUCAUCUUUAAAAUUAUGUGAUGCAGUGGGCUAUAAAUUUGAUUUAGUAUGUUCCUGGGGCAGGAGGGUAGGGAAGCUAUAUUUCUUGAAGCUAUAUGGAUGAGUGUGGUUUAUAUUACUAAAGUUGCACAUGAAAUGUACAUGAAUAUUUAAUGAUAAAAUUUUCUGUUACCCCUUCUGUGUCUGGAUAUUAUCAUCAGAAAUCCGCAAACUCCUUAACAUCACUACAGAGUAAAUAAAAAAUGUCUUGCAUACAAACUUCUAAGGAUGAUCUAUU